CGCAUGCGCUGUUCCUCCACUUCCCCCCCCUUGGCCAGCAUCUUUUGUGCGCAUGCGCUGGACGAACACAACUGCAAGGCUGGUGAGGGGAGACAGAAGGAUUUUGUUCCUAUCGGGAUCCUGUAGAGAUCUCAGCCAGAAGCAGUGGCUCAGCUAUCAGGUUGCAGCACUCUCCAGCUUGCCGGCUUUAGAAAUGAGUUCCUCCACAACAGGAUUGAAAUCCGUGGAUUAUGAGAUCUUCGGGGAAGUGCAGGGUGUCUUUUUUCGAAAGUACACUGAGGAGCAGGCCAGGAAGCUAGGCCUGGUUGGCUGGGUAAAGAACACAGCACAAGGCACAGUGACUGGACAGGUGCAGGGACCAGUUGAAAAAGUUAACUUUAUGAAGAACUGGCUGAAAUCUGUGGGCAGCCCAAUGUCUCGGAUCGACAAAGCCCAUUUCUCAAAUGAGAGAGAAAUCUCCAAACUGGAUUUUAAUAGUUUCUCAACCAGAUACUAAGAUAUUACAACAACUGAUGCUUGCUGGAACUUUACCACUAUCACCUUUAAUGCCAUUUAGCUUGGAGAGGGAGGAAGAAGAAAAAUUUAUAAAAUGUGAGGGUCUGGAGACUUGGAGGGGAAGGGGUAUAAGUUGCUUGCUAUCCAUGAUCCUACUUGACCCAUUUUUCCCAUAAAUUCUGAGCCUUCCUGUCUUUGAGGAUCUGGCAGUCAACUCCAUGCAUCUUUGAAAGCAUAACACUGUUUACACUGAUGAUAAUGGGGUGCUGUUCUGCUCCACCAGAGUUCUAAGAUGUCACCUGGUGCGCCAGAUGUUAUAGCGAAUGUUGAAGAGAUGCUUUCCUUCCCCUCAGGGAAAGUUGGGAACAAGUCACCCUGUCCCUCCAUCCUCCAUAAGAUGUUUUUUUUUGUAUUUAUUGCUCACUGCAGUCCAAGUCCUGGUAUAAUUGCUUCCCCACUUUAAUUUCAUGCUUUUAAACUGGAGGUCUGCCACCAGUCUCCUGCUGGUCACUUGUCUCCAGGAGGUUAUUCUGGUGGCAGAUCCAAAGUGGGUCUCUUCUGCUAUUAGAACAAGGCAGGUUGACCGAUUUACAGUAGGAAGCGGAGUCUUGCAUGCUAGACUCAACAUCACCAUGACAAUAUAGUGACUGCUUUAGUGACUGCUUAGCGCAGCAUUGCUGUUGGUAAUUUUUAAAGAAAAAAAAGUUACCUGCAGAUGUUCUUGUUGAAAGUGCUUACAUUUGGUGUAAACUGACUUUAUUAAACUGGGAUCGUAAAUGUGUAA
This is a messenger RNA of Carcharodon carcharias (great white shark), 1279 nucleotides long. Its product is annotated as acylphosphatase-2-like. The transcript is spliced from 5 exons. Gene Ontology annotation, molecular function: acylphosphatase activity. The record is from RefSeq and is a predicted model, not a curated record. The coding region runs from base 53 to 496 and encodes 147 amino acids. NCBI's taxonomy places the organism in Eukaryota, Metazoa, Chordata, Chondrichthyes, Lamniformes, Lamnidae.